AUGAUGUCCUACAUAAAGCAACCCCAUUACACCAUGAACGGGUUAAAUUUGCCCGGUCCAGGCAUGGAUGUGCUGCACACUACAGUCGCUUACCCAUCCACACCCAGGAAGCAGCGCAGAGAGCGCACCACCUUCACCCGCACACAGCUGGACAUCCUGGAGGCUCUGUUCUCCAAAACCCGCUACCCGGACAUCUUCAUGAGGGAGGAGGUGGCCCUGAAGAUCAACCUGCCUGAGUCACGUGUCCAGGUUUGGUUUAAAAACCGGCGUGCCAAGUGCCGUCAGCAGCAGCAGCAGAGCAGUGGUCAGUCCAAGCCCCGUCCACCCAAAAAGAAGGCCUCUCCUGUUCAGGAACCAAGCGCCCCUGAUCCUCUCCCUAACCCGUCUGGAUCUUACAGCCCAUCCUCAGCUCAGUCCGGCCCCAGCCUGGCCCCGAGCUCCAGCACCGGGAACACGGCCGUGUCCAUCUGGAGCCCGGCCAUCUCGCCGCUGCCCGACCCCCUGGCCUCCUCCUCGAACCCCUGCAUGCAGCGUCCCUCUCCUUACCCCAUGAGCUACGGGCAGCCGUCAGCGUACACCCAGGGCUACGCCAGCACCACCUCCUACUUCACCGGCCUGGACUGCAGUGCCUACCUGUCGCCCAUGCACUCGCAGCUUUCAGGCACCGUGGGGGCCCUCAGCCCCAUCACAGUGCCCUCCAUGGGGGGCUCCCUGAGCCAGUCCCCGGCCUCGCUGUCCUCUCAGGGCUACAGCACGGCCUCCUCCCUGGGCUUCACCUCUGUGGACUGCCUGGACUACAAGGACCAGCAGGCCUGGAAACUGGGCUUCACUACCAUGGACUGUCUGGACCACAAGGACCAGAACUCCUGGAAGUUCCAGGUCCUCUAA
Messenger RNA from Cheilinus undulatus (humphead wrasse), 888 nucleotides. RefSeq names its product cone-rod homeobox (gene crx). The record is from RefSeq and is a predicted model, not a curated record. Gene Ontology annotation, biological process: regulation of transcription by RNA polymerase II; multicellular organism development. NCBI's taxonomy places the organism in Eukaryota, Metazoa, Chordata, Actinopteri, Labriformes, Labridae. The coding region runs from base 1 to 888 and encodes 295 amino acids. The transcript is spliced from 3 exons. Gene Ontology annotation, cellular component: nucleus. Gene Ontology annotation, molecular function: RNA polymerase II cis-regulatory region sequence-specific DNA binding; DNA-binding transcription factor activity, RNA polymerase II-specific.